This is a messenger RNA of Solea solea (common sole), 629 nucleotides long. RefSeq names its product hemoglobin subunit alpha-1-like. Lineage: Eukaryota; Metazoa; Chordata; Actinopteri; Pleuronectiformes; Soleidae. Gene Ontology annotation, cellular component: hemoglobin complex; blood microparticle; haptoglobin-hemoglobin complex. Gene Ontology annotation, biological process: oxygen transport; hydrogen peroxide catabolic process. Gene Ontology annotation, molecular function: organic acid binding; peroxidase activity; oxygen binding. The transcript is spliced from 3 exons. The record is from RefSeq and is a predicted model, not a curated record. The coding region runs from base 47 to 481 and encodes 144 amino acids.
UCGCUUUGAGACUCAUCAGCAACUUUGUCCAAAGCAAAGCGACAACAUGACCAGCCUUACCGCCAGAGACAAGGACACAAUCAAGGCCUUCAUGGCCAAAGCAUCUGUGUAUUCAGAGGAAAUCGGCAAAGAUGCUCUGUGCAGGAUGAUCGCCGUGUACCCGCAGACCAAGACCUACUUCUCCCACUGGAAGGACGUGAGUCCAACCUCUGGCCACAUAAAGAAGCACGGAAUCACCAUCAUGAACGCGGUCUCCGACGCCGUGUCCAAACUGGACGACCUGAAGGGAGGACUGCUGAGUCUGAGCGAGCUGCACGCCUUCACCCUGAGAGUGGACCCGGCCAACUUCAAGAUUCUCUCCCACAACAUCCUGGUGGUCAUGGCCAUACUGUUCCCUGAGGAGUUCACUCCUGAGGUGCAUGUGUCCAUGGACAAGUUCCUGGCUGCUGUGGCUCUGUCUCUGGCUGAGAAAUACCGUUAAACUGCAACAGGAGAAGAAGAAGAAGAAGAAGACGCUGCUGCUGCUGCUGCUGCUGCUGCUGCUGCUGCAGCCAGAGCUUCUAUUCCAUCUCUGCACAAUGAAUAACAUCAAUCAAUCAAUAAAUAAAAUGCAGAAACGUGGAAAGAAA